GCCUCUUUGAUGAAACGGCACAUCUUCUCUCGCCAGCACUGGAAACGUGGUCUGCGUGCUGCUUAUAGCGAUGAUCCGCCUGGCUCUCUCGAUUCGGACACAAUCGGGGCUCUCAAUUUUUCUUUUAUUCAUCCUCCCCCUCCCGGUUAG
Molecule: messenger RNA, 150 nt
Organism: Protopolystoma xenopodis
Lineage: Eukaryota; Metazoa; Platyhelminthes; Monogenea; Polystomatidea; Polystomatidae
Source: the annotation of a GenBank genome assembly